UUUAACGUGUAGGCCCCGGCUGGAUACUAGAUGAUCACGUGACCCGUUACCCGGAAGUUGCAGAUCCUGGUUACCCUGGCACUCUCUCUUCGGUACCCGGAGAGGUCUUCAAUGGAUAGCGAAAUUCAAAGAGAUGGGCGUAUUUUAGAUUUGGUUGAUGAUGCUUGGAAAGAAGAUAAAUUGCCAUAUGAAGAUGUAACCAUUCCAUUGAAUGAACUUCCAGAGCCUGAACAGGAUAAUGGUGGAAUAAUGGAGUCUGUCAAAGAGCAGGAAAUGAAAUGGGCAGAUCUGGCACUACAGUAUCUGCAUGAAAACAUUCCAUUGUCAGGGAGUUAAAUGUUCUUAAGUUCAUCGUUUCUUACAGUACCGAAAGGAAAUGACUAAUUAUUCACUGUUUUUUGUUGUUGUUGUUUUUUAGGAAAUAAAUUGAUUCAUGGUG
Molecule: messenger RNA, 439 nt
Organism: Pseudophryne corroboree (corroboree frog)
Lineage: Eukaryota; Metazoa; Chordata; Amphibia; Anura; Myobatrachidae
Gene: ANAPC13
Product: anaphase promoting complex subunit 13
Exons: 3
Coding region: 112-336 (74 amino acids)
Biological process (GO): protein K11-linked ubiquitination
Cellular component (GO): anaphase-promoting complex
Source: RefSeq, a predicted model, not a curated record